Messenger RNA from Kwoniella shivajii, 807 nucleotides. RefSeq lists its product as uncharacterized. NCBI's taxonomy places the organism in Eukaryota, Fungi, Basidiomycota, Tremellomycetes, Tremellales, Cryptococcaceae. The record is from RefSeq and is a predicted model, not a curated record. Bases 1 to 807 code for a protein of 268 amino acids. Gene Ontology annotation, molecular function: 2-oxoglutarate-dependent dioxygenase activity. The transcript is spliced from 7 exons.
AUGUCCAGCAUUGCACGAUAUCUUCACCGAAAAAUCUCAGGAGAGGACAGGGAAAGACUCCACUGGGAUCCUCAAGGCGGACUGUACGCGGGUUACAAGCCACCUUUCGGUUGGACAACAAAGAAAAGAAAAUAUGAUGGUAUUUCACAGUUCAACUUUUACGAAGAGGAAUACCAGUCUCUUGAUAAAAUCCCUUCCUGUGUCCACCCAUUCUUCGACGAGAUUGAUGCCUUUACCAAUAACCUUACUCGAUCUGUCAACAAACAUCUCCUCACUCUUCUAUGGAAGGUCUUGGAGAUGCCAGACGAUUAUUUAUGGAAGAACGUUGAAAGUCACGGUGACAUUCAAUCAAUGAAGCUCUUUGGACGAGACAAUAUCUGGCGAUAUGUCAAGUACAGCCCAGGUGCUUUGGUUGUCAACAUUGGUGAUACGCUUGAACUCGUUUCUGGAGGUCACUUCCGAGCUACUCGUCACAGAGUGCACAACCCUCCACCAUCCCAGGAGACGUUCGAACGUCUUUCCAUUGUAUGUUUUAACGGUAGUCGAGGUGAUCUUAGAAUGCAACCGUCAUGGGAAUCUCCUUUAAUAAAACGAGAAGGAUGUUUCGAGUCUCAAGGUGCUUAUAAAGAGUUCAAAGCUUUACAAGAUAAAGGUAUUCCCAUUCCCACCAAUAAGGAAUGGCGAGAGAUAUCGAUUGUGAACACUCGUCAUCCCACAGAUGAGCCCAGCUUCAAGGAAGUGUAUGUCGAUGGAGUUAAGAUGUUUGAGACCGUAAACCAAGGUGUCAGGGUCUUACAGCCCGCUUAA